CCCGCAGCUUACUAUUGCUUUUAAGUUCAUAUCAUCCUCUACAUUUUUCUGUUUCUGGACACGGAUCGACAUGUCGGAAAUUCAACAUCACAACAUGAGCAGUGUGCAACAGAAAGACACCACCUACACCAAGAUUUUCGUCGGAGGAUUGCCAUAUCAUACCACUGAUAAGUCCCUUCAACAGUUCUUUGAGAGCUUUGGAGAGAUCGAAGAAGCCGUUGUCAUAACGGACAGACAGACAGGCAAAAGUCGAGGCUACGGAUUCGUGACAAUGGCAGACCGGACGGCGGCAGAGCGAGCAGUAAGAGAUGCUAAUCCUAUCAUUGAUGGCAGGAAAGCCAACGUAAAUCUUGCCUAUCUUGGUGCAAAACCAAGAAUCAACUCAGUGAACGGAUUCCCAGUAUCUGUUAGAACAGGUUAUCCUUCUGUAAUCCCAGGUCAGCUAAGUUUCCCUGCCCAAUAUGUGUAUCCUUCAUCUUUUCUACCUGCUACUCCGGGAUUGAUCGUGUCACCGCACACUCCGCUUUCUCCGGCUGCUGCGGUCGCAGCAACCGCUCACUUCUAUGAUUACGCAACGGCGUUCCCUGCUCAGUAUACAAAUGGGUUGGAUACAUCUUAUCCGAUUUCGGCAGUAACUCCGGCUCCUCAUCCCGGACAUGGAGGGAACCCUUUUCUACCUACUACUCCUUAUGUCUACCCACUCCCGCAACCUCUUCAUGGAGGAACCCCAACUGUAUUUCCUGUAUCCUAUGCCCCUCAAAUACAAGAAGUCAGGAUGCAAUAA
Limulus polyphemus (Atlantic horseshoe crab) is the source of this 784-nucleotide messenger RNA. RefSeq names its product RNA-binding protein 24-like. The record is from RefSeq and is a predicted model, not a curated record. NCBI's taxonomy places the organism in Eukaryota, Metazoa, Arthropoda, Merostomata, Xiphosura, Limulidae. Gene Ontology annotation, cellular component: cytosol. The transcript is spliced from 4 exons. The coding region runs from base 71 to 784 and encodes 237 amino acids. Gene Ontology annotation, molecular function: RNA binding.